CCAAUUGUUCGACAGCUCCAAAACACGGAGGUAGGUAGCUUCUGCAGAGAAAAGUCUGAGUGCCAGUCCAGGGCUCGCGACUCGCCAGAGCCAUGACCGUUCGAAGAUCAGUCUGAACGGUUGCACGAUGGUUAUCUUGAAGACAAGCCAGAGACAGCACGUGGCCCAGAUGAGACCCCACGCUCCCCUAUCACACGUUCGGAGAACAUUCACUCAUUACUAGCGUUCACCCGCACCUUCUCUUUGCCUUUAUAUAGUCACAGUUCUGUUUCCUAGACACCCCGACACCGCCCGACUACCCGUGUUUUGUCCUCUACCUCCACAGCCCCACGUAAACAUGGCACACUCAACCCCUAGAUACGACUCAUACCGCCCCGACGGCCAAACCAGCCGCCUGAACACCGAUCUACGAAGAGGCGGUGCCUGGACGCCAGGCCUCUCGACCGCGUCUCACGCCCAAACCAACAGCCGCACAGUCCGACACGACACCCCUACCAUCCCCCAGAGCAUAGAAGUCAACGAAGACGACCGCCCCAAAGUACCCCAGAUAUACCAUCGCGAGAUCGACCGUCUGAUCGGACGCACCGUCCGCGCCUACCGCCUCGUCAUCAACUACCAGCGCGAUUGCUCUGGCGGCCACCGCUGGAUGCCCGAGCAUAUCGAAAUGAUCCAUGAAGCAGGUAAGAAGAUUCAGACUGAUAGGGAGGCGCUGGAAAGCCUGCGCUUGGGCCUGGUACGUGGGGAUGACGCUGCUGUGGUUGGUCAGGUCCGUGAUGCUGCGCACGCGCUUCGCGAUUACUGUGAGGAGAUCCAAGAGCUGGUUCAGGUUCACGAACGAGUGCCUGUGUUCAAUGGUAAGAAAUUGGAAUGGUGCGGACAAGGUCGCUCUGUGAGGAUGCAGUUCCGAGAUGCUCUCGGGGAAAGGCGCGACAUGGGGGGUAUUCAACGGGUCGGCGGUCAUGUGCGGCACGAGCCCCCUGUGAAACAGCUUGACGCUAGCCCUCGCACUCAGCCGGAUAGGUAUGAUGGUAGUGGACGAAGGGGCUUCUUCGCUUCCGACACAUGGCGACCGACCUGAGCAUAGCUGAGCCUGUUUCAUGCUGCGACCUUCCACAUUCCUCAAAGUAGACCAAGUACACCGAAUGCUGGGGUCUUCACAGACACCCAGACAUAGGAGCGACGAUAGAUCUCCUGCAGUGGGAGUUGUCGUAAUUAUAUCAGCUACAUGCCGCAGGCAACAGCUGUUCUUCAUCUCCAUCAUCUCUAUGAUUUGUACCCCGAUCACGCAUUCCUUUACUCUAUGAAGACAAGUUCCUGUAGGGUCUGGCUGUGGGAGAAUGACUAUAAUCUUCGCUGCCUAACCUUAGCAUUCUAUAUAGGUCUGGAAUGUUUUGUUUUUAUAUAGACUCUGUCCUGAAAUUCGCCAUGUUACAUUCCUUUAGGACUACAUUCCUUUAGGAAGGUAAAGCUAUCAUAGGACGGGUUAAUCGGUGUUGCUAUCCUUCACACGUG
Molecule: messenger RNA, 1512 nt
Organism: Paraphaeosphaeria sporulosa
Lineage: Eukaryota; Fungi; Ascomycota; Dothideomycetes; Pleosporales; Didymosphaeriaceae
Exons: 2
Coding region: 338-1078 (246 amino acids)
Source: RefSeq, a predicted model, not a curated record